AUGCUGAGGCCGUGGGUGUACUACUUGUGGACAGCGUUUAUCAAUACAAUCAACAUCACCCACCCAAAGAUCGAGUUUGACGAGGAGUUGCCCAUCCUCAACUUUGGAGAGCAGAUGUCGGAGCAGUUUAUGGCAUGGACGACGAACUCGGCGAUCUUCUCUAGGAAUGGCCAGGACGUCUUCGUCUUUUGCCAAGCGGAGCCUGCCGGAUUGCUGAAGAAUACCAAGUCUCGGGUAUACUUCAUCAGCAUCCCGGACGCCGUGAUCAUCGAGGCUCAGGGCCUUGACUUCACCGUGCUGCAGCUGAUGGUUAAUGAGAAGCAUCGAGACGUCAUCGCGGUUGGCCAUCGGUCCGGCAACAUGAUGAUCGUCAUGAUCGCAAGGAUCUACUUCAACACGCUCGAGGAGGGACGGGAUGCGAUCAGUCUGGGGGGCAGUUCGCGAAGGCCCCAGCGAUUGGUGCCGACGGAGGACUUCGGGGACCUCUUCCUGACGCCCGGCUUGGCCGUCAGCGAGCAUCUUUUCAACAAGAGCUUCAUCAUGGUCAGGAAGUACCCGGUCGACUGGCUGGAACCCCGAGAGCCCGAGUUGUAUCCACCUAUUCUCAUGGAGAUCAACAUCCGCGAGCCUAUUUACUUCGACUGGUGCCCAGCAGAAUGCCAGGGCACCGUGACCUACAAGUCUCCCUACACGCGACUCGGCUCUUGGGAGCCGCGAAUUCCGCUGUCGCUCGCAGCGCCUGCGCUGGUGUACGCCCGCUUCAGUAUGGAGGCAGUAACCAUUGACGUGAAGUUCGACCGGGCGACCUUGCGUGGUGCCUUGCCGUUGGACACGACCAACGACAUCGUGCCCGACAUCAUCGACUACACCACGCAGCUCACAGGCGAUGCCUGGGACUGUGCGAACACCUUCGAUGAGGACACGGUGAUUCUGCUGGGCCCCUUCCCGGAGACGUCCUGCAAAUGGGCCGCCGAUGACUUGAUCCAGAUUUCGUUGCCGCGGCUCUUCGACAUUCAGGUUGGGGACCAGAUCUUUCUGCAGGCGGACACGAUCUACACAAUCCCGCGGCCACAGGACAACGAGUACUCCAUGGCGGCGCAAGGCGGCAUCGCAAUCUCCCUGCCGGAUCCCUUGGAGGAGCCUGUGGUGAUUAUCACGGGGACGACUGAGAUCGACGAGUGCAGCCCGCUUCAGCUGUCUGCCAGCGACAGCUACUUCUUGGGUGGGCAGGCCACAUACAGGUGGGAGCUGCUCUCCUACCGAGAUCUCACCAACAACCCGGCCGGACGAAUCUUCAAUCAAACGGCGCUGGAUCUCUUCCGCUUCGUGUUGGAGAAUGCCACGAACUUCAACGACGGCCAAGUGGUCUCCCCGCCCAACUACCUGGAGGAGGCGGUCGGCUUCAUGAUCAACCUCACCGUCACCAGCCGAUGGGGUCUCUCGAAGAGCGAGCUCGUCGAAGUGACGAAGCUCGACUUCCCUGCGCCGAUGGUCAGUAUCCUCGGGCCGAAGGAACUUCUCGUGAACCGCACGGAACAAGUGUCUCUACUGGCGAACGGUGUGCCAUCGGAGUGUGCCACGGUCUCCCGUCAGCUUGGCUACCGGUGGUCCGAGACCACGGGGCAGCUGGAUCUCCCCUUCAUGGACGGGAUCGUCUACACCACACGCUCCUUGGUCAUACCACCCUUCGUGCUGGAGCCCAUUGGCAGCGGCAGCGAUGUGAACAUGUACAACUUCACUGUCGAGACCUUCGCAGUCGACAACCCGAGCAAAGCGGCCUACGCAUCGGUGACCGUCAGGGUCCGCCGCUCCCCGGUCUUCGCAGCCUUGGCGACGGAGGAUCGGCUCAUGACGCGCGGAGACAUCUUGGUGCUCGAUGCGCGGCAGUCGCAGGACCCGGACUACCCCACGAACCCGGGCAUGACCUUCGUGGGCACCUUUACCUGGUGGUGCCUCACCCCGGGCCGGCUGCCCUGCUUCGGGUCCAACGGCACGGGAUUGAUCCCCCCGUUGGAGACCUGCAUCACGGACUUCGACUCCAGGACCUGGGACACGGCCGUGCUCUGUUUGCCACCAGGUUCCAACACCUCAGCGCCUAGGAUAGUGCAGGGCGGCAUGACCUUCUCACUGCCACUCUUCGACGAGGGUCUCUACUGCAGAUGGGCACGUGGCGUUCUUAUGGUCUCUACAGUGAACUUCACAGAGGGAGAGUACCUCUUCGAGGCAGCCGCUGUGUUGGAAGAGGUGUCUGGCAGCCCUGUUCGCCCUGAUCCGGACAAACGAACCGCGGAACUGUAA
Messenger RNA from Symbiodinium necroappetens, 2298 nucleotides. The record is from the annotation of a GenBank genome assembly. NCBI's taxonomy places the organism in Eukaryota, Dinophyceae, Suessiales, Symbiodiniaceae.